AUGGGAGAACCCGAAGCCGUCAGGCAUGGUGAACACAACACAACUGCCGCGGAAGUCAACCCCGAGCAGGACGAGCCCCCGUCUAUACCGCGGCCCCCGCCCAUUCCUAACCCUGUCCCUCAGCGGCCUGCCCACACGGUUCCUGUCACGGACUUAGGUCUCCUUUGGCAGACCAACCUUGAAAAUGGCCUCUCAAAGGCCGAAGCCUCUGCCCGUCUUGAACGGGACGGGCCUAAUCGUAUCGAGGGUGCAAAGGGCCUGUCGAUUUGGGAGAUUGUCAUGAGACAGAUCUCCAACAGUUUGACUGUCGUCCUCUUGAUUGUCAUGAUCCUGUCCUUUGCCAUCCAAGAUUACAUUGAAGGAGGUGUCAUCACCGCCGUUAUCCUUCUCAACAUCGUCGUGGGCUUUAUCCAGGACUACAAUGCCGAACAGACCAUUCAGUCUCUGUACGCGCUGUCCGCCCCGACGUGCAAGGUCAUCCGCGACGGUAUCGCGGAGACCGUUCAGGCCCAGACCCUCGUCAAGGGCGAUCUUGUCAUGAUCGCUGUUGGUGAUGUUGUCCCCGCCGACCUCCGCCUUCUCGAGGGAAUUAACCUCUCCAUCGACGAGGCCCUCCUUACCGGCGAGUCGCUGCCCAUCAGCAAGCACCCCGACGCCAUAUUCGAGGACGCCGACAUCCCCCUCGGCGACCGCAUCAACAUGGUAUACUCCGCCACCACCGUCACUCGAGGACGCGCUCGUGGUAUUGUCACCACCACCGGCAUGGAGACCGAGGUGGGCAAGAUCGCAAUGAUGCUUCGCACCACCCGCAAGCGAGACGAAAACGCCUCUCUGCCCGUCCGCGCUCUCAUGCGCGUCAAGGCUGCCGCCAAGAGCAUCCUGGGUCUCGAGGGCACUCCUCUGCAGGUCAAGCUUAGCAAGUUCGCCCUCUUGCUGUUCGGUCUGGCUAUCCUCCUUGCCAUCAUCGUCUUCUCCGUCAGCAAAUUCGAUAUUGAUGACCAGGUUCUUAUCUACGGCAUCUGCGUCGGUGUUGCCGUCAUUCCUGAGUCCCUCAUUGCGGUCCUAACCAUUACCAUGGCCGUGGGCACCAAGGCAAUGGCGUCCGGUAACGUCAUUGUUCGCAAACUGUCUUCCCUCGAAGCCGUUGGUGGUGUCACCAACAUCUGCUCCGACAAGACCGGUACCCUUACUCAGGGACGAAUGAUCACCCGAAAGAUCUGGCUGGCCGAAGACACGACCGCCAUCAUUGAGGGUACCACCGACCCUUAUGACCCUACCAGCGGCAAAGUGCGUUGGCCGGGUUCGGCCGCGUCGAGCUCGGCCUCUAGUGGAGCGUCGACUCCGACGGUCGAGAAGACCGACGACACUAUUCAGUCCUCGUCUUUUGGUGCCUUCCUCAAGGCCAUCGCGCUUUGCAACAACUCUUCUGUUACCGAUGGCAAGACGUCCACCGACACUGAGUCCAUGACUACCGCUACCGAGGUGCCCGUUACGUGGUCCGCCAUCGGCGAGCCCACCGAGAUCGCCCUCCAGGUGUUCGCUAUGCGUUACGGAAAGGGAAAGACCGACCUCGUCUCGUCUGAAAAGACCAAGAUGUUGUACGAGUUCCCCUUUGAUUCGUCUUGCAAGCUCAUGAGUGUCGUCUACGAAUUUCCCGGGGCUCCUCGUCAGGUCUUCACCAAGGGCGCUGUCGAGGUUAUGGUUCACCGCUUGGCUGAAUCCGAAGACACAAAGGCAAGGAUCGUCGCCAAGGCCGACGAGCUCGCCUCCGAGGGCCUCAGAGUCCUCUGUGUCGCCCAAAGAUUCCUCGAGGACACAGAUAAUGCCAGCGAGAGAAACGAGGCCGAAUGCAAGCUCCGCUUCUUGGGUCUUGCAGGCUUGUACGAUCCCCCUCGUGUCGAGACGCUUGGUGCCGUUCAAAAGUGCAACACCGCUGGAAUCUCUGUUCACAUGGUCACUGGUGAUCACAUCAAGACUGCGACUGCCAUCGCUCACGAGGUUGGCAUUCUUCGUGGCGGCGAGCAGCCCACCGCUGUGAUGGCAGCCGGCGUUUUCGACGCUAUGUCAGACGACGAAGUCGACGCGCUCGAGGCUCUUCCCCUGGUCAUUGCGCGAUGCAGCCCCAUGACCAAAGUCAGGAUGCUCGAGGCUAUGCAUCGUCGCAAGGCCUAUUGUAUUAUGACUGGCGACGGUGUCAACGACUCGCCCGCCUUGAAGAAAGCUGAUGUCGGUAUUGCCAUGGGCAAGAGGGGCAGUGACGUUUCCAAGGAGGCAGCGGACAUGGUUCUCACUGAUGACAACUUUUCGUCCAUCGUUACCGCCAUCAAAGAGGGUCGUCGUUUGUUUGACAACAUCCAGAAGUUCCUGCUCCAUCUCCUGAUUUCCAACAUCUCCCAGGUCAUCCUUCUCCUUAUUGGUCUCUCCUUCAAGGACAGAAGUGGCACCUCCAUCUUCCCCCUGUCUCCUUUGGAGAUUCUCUGGGUCAACCUCAUCACCUCGUCGUUCCUGGCUAUCGGUCUGGGUCUCGAGGAGGCGCAACCUGACAUCCUCUUGCGUGCACCCCACAGUCUGCGGAUCGGUGUCUUCACCUUUGACCUGAUCCGGGACAAGAUGAUAUACGGUUUUUUCAUGGGCUCGCUGUGUUUGGCCGCGUUUACGUCCGUCGCGUACGGUCCUGGCGCUGGCGACCUCGGCAGCUUCUGCAACGACGGAUGGAACGACACCUGUGGCGUCGUCUUCAGGGCUCGCUCCACCGUCUACGCCACCUUGAGCUUCUUGCUCUUGGUCACUGCCUGGGAGGUCAAGCACUUCCAGCGUAGUCUGUUCAAUAUGAACCCCGAGUUGUGGACCGGCCCCACCGCCGUGUUCAAGACCGUGUUCAAGAACCGCUUCCUCUUCUGGGCUGUCGCUGGUGGCUUCGUUAUGACCUUCCCCGUCAUCUACCUUCCUGUUGUCAACCGCGCCGUGUUCAAGCACGACAUGAUCACUUGGGAGUGGGGUAUUGUCAUCGCCUGCCUGGUUGUCUACAUUGCCCUCAUCGAGUCUUGGAAGGCCGUGAAGCGUCACCUGGGUCUCGGCGUGAAUGUACGCGGUCCGGAUCAACAGGUCUAG
Colletotrichum spaethianum is the source of this 3111-nucleotide messenger RNA. RefSeq names its product calcium-transporting ATPase 3. The transcript has 3 exons. Gene Ontology annotation, cellular component: plasma membrane. Gene Ontology annotation, molecular function: ATP hydrolysis activity; ATP binding; P-type calcium transporter activity. The coding region runs from base 1 to 3111 and encodes 1036 amino acids. The record is from RefSeq and is a predicted model, not a curated record. Gene Ontology annotation, biological process: intracellular calcium ion homeostasis; calcium ion transmembrane transport. NCBI's taxonomy places the organism in Eukaryota, Fungi, Ascomycota, Sordariomycetes, Glomerellales, Glomerellaceae.